AACCGACAUGUUUGGAAAAAAAGCAUUAGCAACGACGAUGCAAGUAUAGAAAUACCUGGAUUUUCUGAAUUUACGCGAUUAGAUAAUACAUACAUCUCACUAAAUAAUAAACAAUCAUCUUGUUUUGAUUUAACUUUGAAAUUUGGAUAUAUAUUUGAUAACAAUGUUGUUAUUAAAAAAGCUUCCAAACGAGCAUUUACAAUUGACGUUAACAAAGUUGAAUUAAAAACUGAAAUAAAUAAUGAAAUAGAAAAUGUAGAAAAAUUUGACAGCAAAUUGGAAGCUUUGUUCAAACGAAACUUUAUAUCUUGUAAAAAUAUAUCAAAUCUUUUCCCCUCUCUUUCUGUUUUUCUUGGAGCUACGUCUCGCCAAACGCUUAAUGAUGUAACAACCAUAGAAUAUUCAUAUAGAAAAUGGGAAAAGGAAGAACUUAAGAUUUCAAAAUCAAAUCUUACUCCUACAAAUAAUUUUAUUAUGGAGGUUGAGAAUGCAUUAGAAAGUGAUGAUAAAGAAACUCGGCUUCGUAGGCUAUCAAACGAAUUUGGUAAUUUUUACGCAUGCCGUCUUGUUUUUGGAGGUGCCAUGAUUGAUGAAAUUAGAGCAGAUUUUGAUGGCAAUCAAGACUAUGAAGUUCGGAUCAUCGGUGGAAAUAAAGAAUAUGUUAAUAGUUCCUCUUCAAAACUUUGGGUUAAUUCUCUCAACAAUCGCGAUACUUGGGAUAUUAUUGAAUAUGAUGAAAUUUAUUCAAUAUUUGAUAUAUUGGAUUAUAGUUUACAACAAAAAAUUUUAAAUGUUUUAGGUCACCGCAUUUUAAAAGAUCAGAAAGAUAGAGUCAUUUUUUCUUUACGAAUAGGUUAUAUGAAUGAGCAUACUCCAUUGAUCAUAGUUCAUCUUAAAAAACUACCAUACAAAAAAUAUAAAAACCACCCAAUAAAAUUUGGAUGGAUCAUUGUUGGUCAGCCUACAAAUUUUGACUUUAACCGAAUAAAAUACCCUGUAAUACUUAAAAAUGGUGAACUUCCUGUUUCUAAAGUAGAUAGGCUGUAUGGAAUAGAAUUUUCAAAAUACAGAGAAUUUAAUACAUGUGUUCUUGGGCUACCAAAAAUUAAUUCUAAAUGUUUAAUGCACCUCUCGGUUUAUGAUAUAAAAGAUAUAAAUCAAUUAACGGAUGAUGAAAAGGUUCCGCAGAGAACAGCUUUAUUCUGCUGGUAA
Messenger RNA from Racocetra persica, 1212 nucleotides. Lineage: Eukaryota; Fungi; Glomeromycota; Glomeromycetes; Diversisporales; Gigasporaceae. The record is from the annotation of a GenBank genome assembly.